Messenger RNA from Monopterus albus (swamp eel), 1257 nucleotides. It is a transcript of the gene pxmp4, whose product is annotated as peroxisomal membrane protein 4. The coding region runs from base 92 to 736 and encodes 214 amino acids. The transcript is spliced from 4 exons. Gene Ontology annotation, cellular component: peroxisomal membrane. The record is from RefSeq and is a predicted model, not a curated record. Lineage: Eukaryota; Metazoa; Chordata; Actinopteri; Synbranchiformes; Synbranchidae.
UGCACCACUGGACUACGGUACACAUUCUCUGUGACACAUCGACAAUGUGUGUGCAACGUGUAUUUGUGCCCCGCAGAUUAUAUUUAAAGUCAUGGCACGGCAAAGUCUGAUAAAAACUCUUCUUUAUACAAUCAAUAAUCUGCUGCAGCAGGAAAAAUACAAAGCGGGAUUGGCAAUUUUGAAGGGAUUCAGAAAUGGCGCCGUAUAUGGAGCAAAAAUCAGAGCACCACAUGCCCUGGUAAUGACAUUUCUAUUCAGAAGUGGCAGUUUGAAGGACAAGCUCAAAGUCAUUUUGAAGGCCACUUACACCCACUCCCGCAACCUGGCAUACUUUGUUUUCACAUACAAAGGACUGCAAGCCUUGCAGCAGAAGAUCCAAGGAAAGACUUUACAGUCUCACUCUUUUCUGGCGGCCUGUGUUGGAGGAUGGUUAGUGUUUGGAGACAAUAACAACAUCAAUAGCCAGAUCAACAUGUACUUGCUGUCUAGGAUCCUGUUUGCACUGUCUCGACUGGCUGUAGAGAAGGGACUUAUCCCUCAGCCUAAGCAAGACCCUUUCCCGCUUUUUGCCACCCUGGUGUGGGGCAUUGUCUUGUGGCUGUUCGAGUAUUACCCACACACCCUGCAGCCCUCACUGCAGUCCUCCAUGAACUACCUCUACCAUGACAGCAAUGUGUGGCACGAUAUCUCGGAUUUCCUUGUUUAUAAUAAGCCAAGGACUGCUGCUCUGGAAUGAAGCUUUAGAUUUAUUUUUGUAUAGACCAGCUUUCUGAAAUGCCAUAAUUGCAUUAAAUGAUUUUUAAAAUAUUUUAAUUAAUAUUAAGUUAUUGAAUGUGAUCUUUUUUAAAUAAUGGUUUUCUUAUAACCUACACUGUUCACUGAUUCACUGAUGUGCAUUUUCCUGUGUCCACCUUGUGUCUAAUUUUUAGCUAAAUUGACACAUCAGCAUACCAUUGUUGUCUGGCAAAGUCAGCUUUAAAUAGCAAUAUCUGUAUUGCAUCAGUUUUUUUCUGCUAACAUGAUUGUACAAUUGUUUCAUUUACAUUUGUGGCUUGCCUUCUUCAGCAUUGCAGUGAAUCACUAUGAGACAUGAUGUGUUCUUUUUAAUAAUUUGAAGAUUUAAUCAGUGCUCCUUCCUGUAGCACAACACAAGAAAUACUGUAUGUACAAGAUUUUCUGAAAUUACUAAUGUUUAUAUGUUUGCAAGACUAAAGAGGAUUGGGCAGCAUUUUUCUGUCCAACCCAACCUGUUCCUGA